Colletotrichum gloeosporioides is the source of this 777-nucleotide messenger RNA. RefSeq lists its product as uncharacterized. NCBI's taxonomy places the organism in Eukaryota, Fungi, Ascomycota, Sordariomycetes, Glomerellales, Glomerellaceae. The record is from RefSeq and is a predicted model, not a curated record. The transcript is spliced from 3 exons. Bases 1 to 777 code for a protein of 258 amino acids.
AUGGGGGAUGCCGAUCUCCUCAAACCCGUCGAGGCUCUUGUUCUCCCAUGUUCGUCGGAUCAGCGUCUUUCGGGCCCUGUCAACAAGGCCGCGGUCGAUGCCGAACCUUUCACAUACGACGACGCCGUCGCCCUUCAUUGUCAAAUCGAAGUUUUCCAGCGCUCGUACCAAAAGGAGGGAUACAAGGUUCCUGACAAUGCGUCCUCUCGAGAGAUUGAACUGGCCAUGAUUCGAGGAACCCUCAACCUCCGCAUCCACGAAAUCCGUCUCGCACUCUUCCACAACUUCGUCGCCUUCCCCACCCCGACAGCUUCGUUUCCCGCCUCUCACCCUACAGCGAUCCUUUUCAGAGACUACCAGAACACUCUCACCUCCGCGAUCGAGGCUUGGGCGAAGUUCCUUGAAGAGAAGCGUUACCAGGAGUGGUGGCUGGCUGUGCGCCAAGAACAGGAGGAUGCGGAGUAUGACGCCGACGCAGACGAUGGAGGCUCAUCUGGAGUCUCCCACCCCUUUCGUCAGAAGAAGAAAGAGAGAAAAGAGCGAGUACACCUGUAUCGCGCGGUCAAGGAUGAGAUGAGAAGACGCGGCGACUUGCUCGCUAAGGACGAGAAUUUCGUCGAUACGGGUGCGCGCCGCCGAAGUAACUUCAGCCUCCCUGAGCACGUCAAGACAAAGGACGACCUGCUUAUCUACCUCAACCAGCUCGGUCUGCGCUACACGCCCCGCACGGCUACACAGAGACGCCGGUCGAGACUUCGAAUGCUCGUGGCACCUUGA